This is a messenger RNA of Perca flavescens (yellow perch), 882 nucleotides long. RefSeq names its product chymotrypsin-C. The record is from RefSeq and is a predicted model, not a curated record. Gene Ontology annotation, biological process: proteolysis. The coding region runs from base 1 to 801 and encodes 266 amino acids. Gene Ontology annotation, molecular function: serine-type endopeptidase activity. The transcript has 8 exons. NCBI's taxonomy places the organism in Eukaryota, Metazoa, Chordata, Actinopteri, Perciformes, Percidae.
AUGAAGUUUGUGGUUUUUGCUCUCUUUGUUGCUGGUGCCUACGGGUGCGGCGUGCCCACCUUCCACCCUGUGGUGACGAGGGUGGUUGGAGGAGAGGAUGUCAGGCCUCACAGCUGGCCAUGGCAGAUUUCCCUGCAGUACAACAGACAGGGCGAGUGGAGACACACCUGUGGAGGUACUCUGAUCUCUGACCAGUGGGUCCUCACUGCUGCUCACUGUAUCAGCAGUGGCAGGGAGUACAGAGUUGCCAUGGGAAAGCACAACCUGAUCCAGACUGAGGAGGGUGUUGUGUUCAUGGGCACCGCUAACAUUGUUGUGCAUGAGAAGUGGAACCCCUUGUUCAUCCGUAAUGACAUCGCCCUGAUCAAGCUGGAGUCCCCUGUUACCUUCUCUGACAGCAUCACGGCUGCUUGUCUCCCUGCUGCCGGCUUCAUCCUCCCCCAUGACGAGCCCUGCUACGUCACUGGAUGGGGUCGCCUCAGCACCGGAGGUCCCAUUGCUGACAUCCUGCAGCAGGCCCUCCUGCCGGUGGUGGACCACGCCACCUGUACCAAGCCUGACUGGUGGGGUUCUCAGGUGAAGGAUACCAUGGUCUGUGCUGGUGGAGAUGGAGUUGUGUCCGGUUGCAACGGUGACUCUGGCGGCCCUCUGAACUGCCAGAAGACUGAUGGUGCCUGGGAGGUUCACGGCAUCGUCAGCUUUGGCUCCGGGCUCAGCUGCAAUUUCCCCAAGAAGCCCACUGUCUUCACCCAAGUCAGCUCCUACAUCGACUGGAUCAGCUCUAAAAUGGUGGCCUAUUGAGCGGGCAGGCUUUUGGGAUCAAAGCCACCAUGUGCACACACAUGAAUAAAAUGUGGAACUGAAAACGAUUUUGUGUUCUUU